GCCGUCGUGUUUUCAGGAAUGGAGGACGAUAAAUCGUGGCCCCCCAUCGGACCAACCGAGGCGUUCAAAACCUAUAAAGAUACCGUCAUGGUUGUGUGGAACAUCAUUUCAAUUUCGAGACAUCAAGACAGUGUUCCGAGAACGAAGCUAAACAAGUGAUUCUGUGCAAGUCAAGGUCUUUCCUGCCUUCAAAGUUUGUUCAAAUUGAGAGAAACCAACCAGAGAACCAUGACAGCAAUCAGUAUGCCAUUAAACACUAAGGAAGAGAAGGAUGUUCCUGAAACGAAAACGACGAGAGAUUGCUCAUUGUUGGUUAUAGCGGUUGUCGUAACAGUGCUCACUCUAGUCGCUUUUGCGGUGUCUGUCUUGUAUGCAACUAUUUUAUGCACAGCGCCAACUUGUGGUCGACAUAAGUCGCAUCCAAGAGCCCAUGAUUUGAAUUUCAAGGCACAUGGAACAAUAGGGGAUACCGAAUUCGAUGAUGACUUCCAUUACGACCAUAAAAAUAACGUUUUAAUCAAGAAGAUUACGAGUCAAAGUUCAAAGGAUAAUGCAACGGUCUUUCAUGAUUUUACAAGGGGUGUCACUACGUAUGUGCUUCCGAUGAAAAAGCGAUGUUUCAUUGGAGCUCUAGAAACAGACAGCUAUGAUAUGGUCCUACACGCACAAAAUGGCGGUUUCAGCGAGCUCUCUAACCCUCGGGCCCGUCAGUACUUCUCUCAAGGCAUCGUAUCCCCUCCCUUCCUGGAACGGACAGCAGGCCCUCUCGUCCUCAGCCACUGUCUCGGUCUUGAAACAAGCUGGAUAGAAGCACCCUCGAUACAACCAUCGGUAGAGGGCGCUUCAAUAGAGAAGAGACGAGCUCAGGAUACUGUAUCACUGUCAGAUGGUACUAUCAUUAUUAUAAUUAUUAUAAGAUAGAGCUCACGUUAAAUGUAUAGUGUUUAAUGCUGCAGCCACACCAGCGAAUCGGACCCCGGUGCCCCGUAACUCUAAGGUUAACGAUUAAUCUCUAAAUGAAAUUUGCCUUUUUAAUUGGCCUAUCACGAUAAUUGUUGCAUGCGCAUUUUGCUCAGUAGACUGACUGGAAACCAAUCAGAACUGUUUCUUGAAAUUGGGGAUUAAUCGUUAACCUUCGUGUUACGGGCUCUGACCGACCAAAGGCUAUUGAAUACUGUCACUGUUCAACGAUUGGUCUCUUUGGAUUCCGCUUUCUGUAUGUGACUGAAUAGAACACAUUGGGAUGGGUCUAUACAUGUACAUUUAAUCAACAAGUUCAAGAUGGAAACUGGAUCAGGGUACUGUUCCCUCCGGAUGUGCAGCAUCUCUACUUCGUCUUGAAAAAGAUGGCUCAUCGUAUAUUUAGAGCGAUUCCAUAACUUGCCUUUUAAAAAACCAUAGAUGCAAUAAUUUCAGUUAAUUAUACCACAUACCUGUUUAAAUCAAACCUGGUCCUUAAAGAAAAUGUUUACUUUGACGAAAAGUAAGUUUUGAUGAAAGCAGAAAGAAAUUAGAGAAAGACAUCCGUCAAAGAAUAACGGAGUUAUGAAAGAUACAAAUUUUGAAGUCAAAUUUCUAACGUCAUAGACAGUUAUGUUGCAUAUCUCUCAUAAUGGAAUGUUCCACUAUUUUAAUAACAUAUCAAUUUUUUUUUAAUGGAUUGAGACUUUACAUGGUACUUACUUUCAAUAUGAAUUAUUUGUCAUUAUCCAUUACCUGCUAGGCUAUGAAUUUAGCCAUCAUUUUGGCCUGAUUCGGCUAUGAUGGGCCCGGGGAAAGCGUUGUACACCGAUUGCUUUUACAACGCGGUUCCGAAUUUCUCAUGAAAAUGAAAGUCGACGGUUUCUCACAUAAUUU
Molecule: messenger RNA, 1857 nt
Organism: Lytechinus variegatus (green sea urchin)
Lineage: Eukaryota; Metazoa; Echinodermata; Echinoidea; Temnopleuroida; Toxopneustidae
Exons: 5
Coding region: 229-921 (230 amino acids)
Source: RefSeq, a predicted model, not a curated record